Messenger RNA from Penicillium macrosclerotiorum, 1599 nucleotides. RefSeq names its product amidohydrolase. The coding region runs from base 1 to 1599 and encodes 532 amino acids. The transcript has a single exon. The record is from RefSeq and is a predicted model, not a curated record. NCBI's taxonomy places the organism in Eukaryota, Fungi, Ascomycota, Eurotiomycetes, Eurotiales, Aspergillaceae. Gene Ontology annotation, molecular function: hydrolase activity, acting on carbon-nitrogen (but not peptide) bonds.
AUGACGUUCAUAUUCAAGAAUGGCCGUAUUUUUGUUCCUUCGUCAGAUUCCUCGGGCGGAGGUGAGUUUGCGGAGGGAAUGAUCAUAAAGAAUGAUCUUAUCUCUCAUGUGGGCUCUCUGGACGAGUCCCAAAUUUCAGAGGAUGUCACAACCAUUGAUCUCGAAGGUCGAACUUUGAUCCCAGGCUUCAUUGAUGGCCACGUACACAUUUUACACUAUGGGCAGUCUCUGCAGAAAGUCAAUCUUAUCGAGUGCAAAAAUCUCGAAGAAAUUCGAGAAACAAUCAAAGCAUAUGCUCAGGCCAAUCGUUCGGCUCCUCGAAUCUUCUGUCGGCAGUGGAUUCAGUCAUCUACUAAUGGCGUUGCUCUGGCUAGUAUGCUUGAUGAUCUGGAUCCGCGACCUAUUUUCAUCGACUCCUUCGAUCUCCACUCCAUGUGGUGCAAUUCAGCUGCUCUGGAUGAAAUGAAGGCCCACACAGCCCCGGACCUUCCCGGUGGCACAAUUCACCGCGAUGAGAAUGGCAAAGCCUCGGGACUAUUGGAUGAAUCUGCCUUGAUGAACCUCGCGUGGCCAUAUGUCGACAGCACUUUCUCUAAAGAAGAUAAACUUGCUGCUUUGGACACGGCUGUUACCGCCUACACUGCCGCUGGUUAUACGGGAGUUGUUGACAUGGCCAUGGAUGAGGGAACAUGGGAAAUCCUCAAUGAAUACCGCCAAACUAAAUCUUUCCCGUUCCAUAUCGCCGCCCACUGGCUCGUGCCGUAUGCAGAUGACCAGCAGGCCAAUCUUCGCUAUGUGGAUCGAGCAAUUGAACUUAGAAAGCAAUACAAGGAGCCUGAUUUCUGUAUUGCAGGAAUCAAACUCAUUUGUGACGGCGUUGUUGAUGGUUGUACAGCUGCUCUUCUGCAGCCAUAUACAGGCAAAUCGGACCCAGUAGAUCCAAUAUGGCCCGAGGAUAAGCUGCGAGAAGCUGUUCAAUAUGCCGAUGCCGCGGGAAUGCAGUGUGCCAUCCAUGCCAUCGGUGAUCGUGCUAUAAACCAGGCUAUUAACGUUCUGUCUCAAGUUGGCACGCCAGGUCGCCGGCACAGGAUCGAGCAUCUUGAGCUGUCCACCUCUGAAGAUGCGAAGCGCUUAGGUCAACUCGGCAUCACUGCUUCGAUCCAGCCUGUCCAUUCUGAUCCAGCUCUCUUCAAGGCGUGGCCAGGUCUGGUUGGCCCCCAUCGAUGCAAGCGCGCUUUUGCAUACAAGGAGUUCUUGGAUGGCGGCGCCCCUAUUGCUAUUGGAACAGAUGCUCCAACUGCGCGUCACUUCCCAUUCCCAAACCUCUACAAUGCUACCACUAGGCGGUCGGCUCUCGAGCCCGAGACCACAGAUACCGUCAACCCUCAUUUUGGGCUGACUCUAACCCAGGCAGCUACUGCGGCUACUACUGGAGCCGCCUAUGCUCGAUUCGCUGAUUCAUGGACUGGAAGCUUGAAGCCAGGCUUGAGUGCGGACUUCUUGGUAGUAGACAUGCAGUGGACACCAGAAAAGCUUUUGGAGGCAAAAGUGUGCCAGACAUGGUAUCGGGGUAAGAAGGUGUAUGACUCGGGAAUCUAA